CCUGUCACAGGACGACACUUCGUUUUUAGCAACGGGUAGGAUACUCGCCUAUAUUUAUACUGUAGUUUUGAAUGUCAACCUUCAUAAACGUCAUGGAUAAGGAGACGGCAGAGUUCACAAAGAUCAAAUACGCUUUAGCUUUUCAACGUGAGUUUUACUGCGUCGGUGAUAAGCCACUUGGUAAAGGCGCUUUCGGCCACGUUGUCAAAGCGAGUUGUAGAAAGGAAGGCAGAACAUAUGCCAUAAAAGUUAUCAAUAAAGACACAAAAGUGAAAUAUCAAGAGCGAGAAGUCAAAGCUCUCGUAACGUUCAAAUUGUCAGAAGAGUCAAAACGAAAUGUUAUCGAAUAUUACGCAUCUUGGCUACUACAAGUUGGUGACGAACAACGACUGUGUAUUCAAAUGGAAUUGUGUUCGGUAAGCUUAGAGAAUUUCGUCUAUGAAAACAAAAUCGGAGGCCCUGAAAUUAUCCAAGCUCAAGGCCCGCCACGAUUUUACCACCAAGUAUUUCAACAAAUCUUAAGUGGCCUAGUUUUUAUCCACUCAAUACGCUGGGUACAUCGCGAUAUUCACCCUGGUAAUAUUCUCGUCGUAAAUCCAAAUCCACAACAAAUCAGAGAUAUUCAUGUCAAGAUCGCUGAUUUUGGACUUGCAAGGCAUAUUGGUAUAGAAUACGAGGUAGUAGGGCUCACUAUCGUCCCAAAACUUGAGAAAGUAUCGCAUUUUUCAAGAAAUGCGUUAUUUAGGGCACCAGAGCUCAAGAACGAUACAUACGAUUUCAAAGUAGACGUUUACAGCGCUGGAAUGAUGUUGUAUUUCAUCAGCCGUUACCUCGAGAAUAAGAACGAAUGGAAUACGGAAUUGAAGGAUCUAAAACAACGCAAAUUUCAACCAAAAGAACGUAUAUUUUACAAGGAUGAGAAAUUGAGCACCUUGAUCAACAAUUUACUUCAGGAAGAUCCAAACGCACGCCUCAGUGCUCGCAGGGCUAAGGAGUAUAUGUUUCCUACACAAACGACGCCAAAGGAUUCGACUGAUGCAAAGGAAUCCAUGCCGAAGACCCCAUUCAUUGUGAGAAAAGAAAACGAACAGGACUUCAGUCAAUGCUGUUUAAACCAAUUCACGUUGUCCGCAAUUACAGCAGAAGUCGAACGUGGCACCGGAGUCAAAAGAGGCAGGCAAGUUCUUCGAGAAGAGCGUAUGGUACAAGGUGAAAAGAAACGUAUCAAAAUAGAACAUGACGACAAUGUCAAAGAUAUUUUUAACAUCGCAGCACAAAAAGAACGUGAUGUCGUGGUGGUUGUGAUCGAGCAACCAGAAGAUGAUGAUAAUCUAGAAAUUGAAGAAUUUAGUUCUGUAGAGACGGUUAUGGAAUCCACAUGAUAUACUUCAGUUUCAAGUUCCAAGCACUCUGACACUGUAAUGAAACGUUCCAGGGGAAUAACAUUCAUACUGACUUUACCAUAGUAAACUUAAUGUAACUUUAUGUGAACAUGUACGAAUUUUUAUGCCAUUAAAUAGUAUGAACCAAAAUAACUCAAUGUUGUUGUGGAGGGAGCAUGCCCUAACAACUGUGAUGCGAGUUGUGCCACAAUCUUCGUAAACGUGCAUGCCUGUUAUUUAACUCACCAUGCAAAAUCUCUUUAUUUUGACAUUAUUUUAUAGAUUUUGCACUAAACAUGCUUUCUAUAAUGUAACUUCGUUGGUCAAUAUGAGAAACGUAUUAAGGCUGAUUUACACGACACAACUUUUGCCUAAAACGGUCGCAUGCAAUUGAGUCGUACUGUUGUACUACGUAGUACAACUCAAGUUGUUAGCAGGUUGCAUGCGACAGUUUUAAGCACAAUAGUGUAGUGUAAAUUCAAAAAUUGUGAAUGCCAUCAUAACCAAAUGGCAUCAUAACGAGCCUCAUAAUAAAAUGAACUCAUAUUUUCUAACAAUCUGCUACGGCAUCAUAACAAAAUGAACUCAUAUGUAACAAUUUUUCACAUUUUAAAAUUCAUUAAAUAUAUUAAACAACAUUUACACUUAUUGUUGCAACUUUCUAACUUUAAUAAGAUACUUUAAUGAGAAACUUUCCAAGAUGAAAUGCAUUUGUAUGUAACAAUUUUCACAUUCAUUAAAUAUAUUAAAUAACAUUUACACUCAUUGUUGCAAUUUCCUACAGGGUGUCAACCCUUUGGUGAAGGUGAAAUUCAAGGACUUUUCCAGGACUUUCAAGGCUACCUAGAACUGGGAAAAAUCUUUGAAAAUUGCACGGAUUUGUCCCCUCUUUGAUUCACUUUAUUCAGUAAUUUUAAUCAAUAUCACUAAUGUUGGCACAGCUGGAGGUUAAGGAAAUUAAUUCCAGGACUUUCAAGGACUUCUACUGAUUUUCAAAGACUUUCCAGUCCUGGAAUUGUUUUCCAAUUAAAAGACUUUCCAGGAUUUUCAAGGCCCGUGGACACCCUGUUUCUAACUUUAAUAACAUAAUCAUGCAACUAAGAAUCUGAAUUUCAGUCACUCCAAGAAACAUUCAGACCACCCCCAUGGAGAAUAUUGGAAGUUGACUCCCCUACACCUAUCAGAAAUACAUUUAACCCUUCUGGAUAGCAGAAAAAAGUUUUCCUCAUUGGGGGAGUGUGGAUCUUUUCUGAAAUGACUCAUUGAAAUACAGAUCUAACCAGACCAUAAUAUACAUUUAUUGGUAUUUUGUUUGGGAUAAAUUAUUUAUUAAACAAUUCCAUUUUGAGAACAUCUUGUAUUCCUCUUUCUUUCUUUCUUUGUAAUGAUAUUCCUGUGAAUUUGCUAAGAUUUCACUCCAGAAUGGAUUUUGAGAAUCUCACAACCCUAUAAAGUUAUACACAAUAGUCAUUUCACAAGUUGGGCUUUUGUAAUAUUUUGGGGCUCUGUCUGGCAUGGGCCAUGGCAUGCUUUUUUAUU
Paramuricea clavata is the source of this 2921-nucleotide messenger RNA. The record is from the annotation of a GenBank genome assembly. NCBI's taxonomy places the organism in Eukaryota, Metazoa, Cnidaria, Anthozoa, Malacalcyonacea, Plexauridae.